CAAAGUGAUAGUGGAGUAUGACGUGCCCGUCCUCCAUAUGUACAACUUGACAUGCAAAUAAGGUGAUAAAAUACUUUGUCUGAUUGGUGGCUAAUCUGAACGUAAAAAUUUCCUUUAGUCCAAUCAGAACGCAAGAAUCCCAAGUGUAUGUUUUCACUGGUCAAGAUGAAGUUGAAAACUUGACCAAUAACACAGCUGCAUUUUCGCUCCCAAGUUCCUUUAUAAAAUAUGCGGUCCCUGUAGGUUUACUUUUAUACUGAUAGUGAAGAGAGUUUCCAGUUGAGAAUGUCUGGACGCGGGAAGCAGGGCGGCAAGGCGCGCGCCAAGGCGAAGUCUCGUUCCUCGCGGGCCGGGCUGCAGUUCCCCGUGGGCCGCGUGCACCGCCUGCUGCGCAAGGGCAACUACGCCGAGCGGGUCGGCGCCGGCGCGCCCGUGUACCUGGCGGCCGUGCUGGAGUACCUGACGGCCGAGAUCCUGGAGCUGGCGGGCAACGCGGCGCGCGACAACAAGAAGACGCGCAUCAUCCCGCGCCACCUGCAGCUGGCCAUCCGCAACGACGAGGAGCUCAACAAGCUGCUGGGCAAGGUGACCAUCGCGCAGGGCGGCGUGCUGCCCAACAUCCAGGCCGUGCUGCUGCCCAAGAAGACCGAGAGCCACCACAAGACCAAGUAAGGAGGAACCAGGUUAAGAACUCUGGGAAACAAAGGCUCUUUUCAGAGCCACUCACACUGUCACAGGGAGCUGGUACACACAACUUGCCAUAUUCUCUUAGCAGUCACUUCCACUUUACUUAGGAUUUAAUUCCAAGGAGAAUUAGGUUUUGGUUUAUUGAUUUAGCACAUCAGAAGUUACACACUUGUGUUGGUAAAUUCG
Phyllostomus discolor (pale spear-nosed bat) is the source of this 873-nucleotide messenger RNA. Its product is annotated as histone H2A type 1-J. The record is from RefSeq and is a predicted model, not a curated record. The transcript has a single exon. The coding region runs from base 286 to 672 and encodes 128 amino acids. Gene Ontology annotation, cellular component: nucleosome. Gene Ontology annotation, molecular function: structural constituent of chromatin; protein heterodimerization activity; DNA binding. Lineage: Eukaryota; Metazoa; Chordata; Mammalia; Chiroptera; Phyllostomidae.